Messenger RNA from Saccoglossus kowalevskii, 1089 nucleotides. RefSeq names its product calcium-activated chloride channel regulator 4A-like. Lineage: Eukaryota; Metazoa; Hemichordata; Enteropneusta; Harrimaniidae. The record is from RefSeq and is a predicted model, not a curated record.
AUGGCAUCGACUGUGUAUAUGUGUGUUAUACUUGCAUGUACGAUGUAUACUGUUGAUAGCGUCAGUAAUUCGAGGGUAACACUAGUUAACAACGAAUACCACGAUAUUGUCAUCGCAAUUGAAGAGAAUGUUCCCGAAGACUUGGCGUUACUGGACAAGAUUCAAGAAGUUUUCACCGACGCUUCAGCAUUUCUUUGUGAAAUAACCAGAUACCGUGCAUACUUCAAGAACAUAACCAUCCUUGUACCGAAGUUUUGGUCUGAUAACGUCCAGUAUGAAAUGCCAAGCUUUGAAUCGUAUUACACCAGUGAUAUCAGGAUUGACAACAGUGACUACGAUGGACCUUAUGUGUGGAAAUCAACACCGUGUGGAGAACUGGGCGAGUAUAUGCAUCUCACUGCAGACUAUCUCACGGAUUCAACUAUUGGUGACAAUUAUGGUGAUUACGACAAGGUAAUAGUACACGAAUGGGGUCAUUUACGAUAUGGUGUAUAUGAUGAAUACCCUGGCGGCAAUACUGGCGCUCCUUAUUUCUAUGCAAAUUCUAACGGUGACAUAGAAGCCACUAGGUGUUCUACUGCAGUCACAGGUGACAUGGUAAACCUGAAUACCGGUCAACCAUGUGCUUUCGUUAACAAUUACCCGGAAGACGAUUGCUAUUUUUACGAUGAUAGAAACGUUGCAACAUUCACAGGCUCUCUUAUGUAUCGUCAAUACCUACCACAGAAAAGGCGGCUGAGAAGGGGUCGGACAGGACAAUAUCAACGGAAGAUCAAAACUUUACGUAUAAAGUACAGAGAAGUGACUGAGCACAACAACAGAAGCGGUAGAGAUCCGAAAACUAUGCCAUUUUGGGAUGAACUACACAAAAUAUUAGAUGGAAGGCCAGCAUUCAAUCCUCAAACACCGGUGUUUUUACUAAGUGAGAAGCUUAUCCACUUUUGUGACAACGACACAUUCGCUGAUACACCAGGAAGUAUCCACAACAUUGAAUCUCCGAGUAAACAUAAUAUACUAUGUGACGAGAAAAGCGUAUGGGAGGCAAGUUUGUCGUUUUAUAAGAUAAAUUCUAAUUUUAAAAACAAAUGA